Messenger RNA from Onychostruthus taczanowskii (white-rumped snowfinch), 989 nucleotides. It is a transcript of the gene TMEM263, whose product is annotated as transmembrane protein 263. The transcript has 4 exons. The record is from RefSeq and is a predicted model, not a curated record. The coding region runs from base 305 to 655 and encodes 116 amino acids. NCBI's taxonomy places the organism in Eukaryota, Metazoa, Chordata, Aves, Passeriformes, Passeridae.
CCGCCGCCACCUGCCCCCGGCGCGGGCACAGCCCGGCCGCCUUUGUGCUUCCUGCCGCGGCUCCGCGGGGCGGGAGGGCUGGGCCGAGCCGGGCGUAGCGGCUCCGCCGCGGCCUUGGCUGCCACGUCAGUGCCGCCGCCCUGCGUCGAGGUGCCGGCGGUGCCCGCGCCGGCCCGGCCGGGGUCAUGGGCGGGGGUCGCUGCCGGGCCGCCUCCGCAGCUCCGCCGGGCACGCAGGUGUAUGCAGAAUACUUUCGUGGAAACAACUAACUAGAAAUCUUCACAAAGGAAUAUAUUUGGCAAUAAUGAAUCAAACGGACAAAAAUCAGCAGGAAGUCCCAUCAUACGUUCGUGAUGAACCACCAGAAGGAUCACUCAAAGACCACCCGCAACAGCAGGCUGGCAUGCUUUCUCGUGUGACUGGUGGCCUCUUCAGUGUCACAAAGGGAGCUGUUGGUGCCACGAUUGGAGGUGUUGCUUGGAUUGGAGGGAAGAGCUUGGAAAUUACCAAAACAGCGGUCACAUCUGUGCCUUCCGUGGGAGUGGGUCUAGUCAAAGGAAGUGUUUCUGCUGUAGCUGGAGGUGUUACAGCUGUAGGAUCUGCUGUUGCAAGUAAAGUGCCUUUAACAGGAAAGAAAAAGGACAAGUCUGACUAAAACCAAAACUGAGACAUACUCAAUUCUCCAGAAUAUUGCAUCAGUGACAUUAAAAUCUGCUAAGAUUGGGACCAUGAGAAGCCAUGUGUCUUAGACACUUUAUCUUCUAACAAGUUGUGCAAGUAACUCAAUUUCAUCUGAAAAGGACAGAAGAAGCUUGGCUAGCACAGCAUAUGAGGAUUUAAUAGAGCCUAGAUUGAAGCUUUGUAUCUGGUGAAAUGUUACACUUGAUAACUAUAGAAGUGAGUGUAUCUGAAGGAAUAAUACAUAUUUGAAUAGUCAUUUACUGUACAUCUUCUGCAGUUUUGGACUAAAAUGUGAAUGUAGAAACUCA